CGAGGCUAUCGUGGACUCUGUAUGGGAGUAUGCAAGCCACGUCGGAACCAUUCUGUAGAGCGAGAACUUCUUCUCCAGGCAAAGGUAGGUAUAAACCUGUGGCCUCUCAGCUUCUAUCAAAUCGUCAUCUCGUUUCACUCUCUACGAGCAUCCCACCAACAGUCAUUCUCUCGCUCUUUGCUCAGUGUUAAUAGCAUAUUCUUUAUUGCGUACAUCUUAAUUAUUAAUAUCAUUCGCGAUGCGUUGGCAUCUUCUCGUUCCUCUUGCAGCAGCGGCGACGCUUGCCGCUGGCAAAGUAUCGACGAACGCGCGAUGCGGAAACGCUUACAAUGCCUUGCCCGGUGGCAUGAGCUGUACAGGCUCACAAUGGGGUAACUGCUGCUCUCAAUACGGUUACUGCGGCAAGACGAAAGACUACUGCGGAACUGGUUGUCAGUCAUCGUUUGGAACCUGCAACGGCGUUCUUACAUCCACGCGCAUCUCGACAACAUCAAGCCGCAGCAUCGCCUCAUCUACCAGAGCAGUCUCGUCGGUGGCACCAUCUUCUACUGCAGUAAAGGUCAAGGUCACGACGAAUGCUCGCUGCGGAAACCUGUACGGCGCAUUACCAGCAGGAAUGACAUGUUCUGGUGGAAAAUACGGUGACUGCUGUUCUCAGUACUCAUACUGCGGAAGUUCAAGCGCUUACUGCGGGACGGGUUGUCAGCCAGGGUUUGGAAAAUGCGAUGCCGUUUCUUCGAGCUCCGCUGUCAGCUCUUCGACUCUUGACUCAUCCAGCUCCCUCAGCAGCUCCAGCUCUAGUAGCGCUUCCUCCUCUAAUCUGGUUGUAAUCUCCACCUCUUCGGCCAGUGAGUCAACUACCAGCACUUCAUCUAGCGAGUCGUUGUCUAGUGACUCUUCAACGGUAAUUCCCAUCCCGGUCACCUCCAGCACGUCCUCCGAGAUUACUGUCACUUCGACCUCAACCACCGCCGCCUCUCCGUCACCAACUGCCGAUCAGUUCUGUGGCAUUGAAGGAGUCGACACUGUUGAUCUCCAGGUGAUAUCUGGAAAGCCUUUCACGACUCUGGAUGCAUGCUUGGCAGACUGCCAGGCCCAGAGCGCAUGUGGGAGCAUGAUCGUCUACUCGAAUACGUGCUACCUUACCAGGAUACCGAUUACUAGCACCAACGUUGCUCCCCAACCAAAUACCGGCUUGAAGUACUACAACCGUAAUUGCAUAGCCAAUCCCUUGGCAGCCACCACCCCACCCUCAACAUUAGCAACAUCUACCGUGCCUACCUCGACCAGCACUACCAGCACAUCUACAUCUACUGUCUGCAUCCCCCCAGCACCAACAAUAUCUUGUUUCGCCUACCCAGAGUGCCAGCAAUUCACCGCAGGCCUCGCAAACAGCUGCCCCUCCUACGGUGGGCAAUGCCAAGACAACUACUUUGUCCGUUGCGGAGAAAAACCAGCUUCAGGCUCACAAGCUAUCCUCGACGUCCCCGGCAUCUCGGUAGAUGCUUGCCGUGAAAGGUGUGACGGAAUCGAUAACUGUAUGGCCUUUUCAUACAAGGCUUCCACCUGCUAUCUGUGGAAGUAUGUAAAUGGGUUCAUUCAAGACGACGAGUCGAAUGAUUUUAUCAGGAUUUGUCCGGCUACUACGUGUUCUAGUGCACCGGUUCGCCGGGGAGAAGAGAGGAGUAUCGCUUUACAACGGUGGCGGAAACCCACUUAGUAUUGGUAUGUAGAAUGAUAGUGUGUAGGCGGAUAUGCUACAGAGUAGUUCUCUUCUUCUACCUUGUGCUCCGCCAAAAGUUUCAAUGAAAGUAUACAGUGUAUUCUUCACUACGAUAACCAUCGAAUAUAAAAUCUUCCCCGAUCUCGAAUCUUUCUUCCUCGCGCACACACGUAACCUACAUCCAUUGUCGAGACUCAAGAUGUCUAGCCAACCGAGUUCAAGCCGUUUACUAGACCUACCUAGAGAGAUCCGCGAUAUGAUAUACGAAUACGCACUCACUGAAGAUCAGGGUCUCCUUCUUGUUGAGCA
Messenger RNA from Alternaria alternata, 2032 nucleotides. RefSeq lists its product as hypothetical. The record is from RefSeq and is a predicted model, not a curated record. The coding region runs from base 239 to 1720 and encodes 493 amino acids. The transcript has 2 exons. NCBI's taxonomy places the organism in Eukaryota, Fungi, Ascomycota, Dothideomycetes, Pleosporales, Pleosporaceae. Gene Ontology annotation, molecular function: chitin binding.